AUGUCGGAAAUCUCGGAUGACAAUGCCACCGAAACCGCUACAGUCGAACCUGCUGUUAAACGUCAACGAAUCCCAACCCAGAAAGGGUUUCAAAACACACUGUUACAAAAGACAUCGGACUUCAAUAAAGAAACAAAGGCAUUACAAAGGGCAAUCCUCUCUGUUCACGCGGCAUUGAGUGAGUCGGAAACAUCAAAGUUGAAGAGCGCAACAGCCCUUUUGGAGAAAAGUAAACAAACAUUUGAAAUCAGUCUCGGGAAUCUUAAACGUCUGUUCGAACAAGAUAGAUGGAAAGAAACUGUUGACGUGGAGCCCGUUGUAGAGCGAACAAGUUACACCCAUAUUCAACAAGCAGAAGCCACAUUAUUGGAGGCGGCUAAAAAGCUUAAUAGCGAGACUAAAGAAACGUCUUCGAAGAGAUCUGGACGUUCAGCUUCGGGGCACUCGGGUAGAUCUAUGCGAUCUCGCGCACCGUCAACUUCUGCCCGGAUAGAGGCCUUGGCAGAUGCAGCGGCAGCAAGACGUCAAGCCGAAUAUGAUUUAUUGAUGGCUGAGAAAGAAAACGCGAGAAAACAAAAGGAUGCACAUGACGAAAGAGAGAGAGCAGCCGCGAAAGCACAACACGACCACGAUAUUGCAGUCCUAGCCGCUAGAAAACUUACAGCCGUGGCAGAAGCAAAACUAAAUGCCAUCGAACGAACUAUAUUAAACGAAAUAUCCUCUCCAAGCAAACUUGACGAAGACACAAGUGCCACUUCGAGACAACGUACCAAAACGUGGGUGCAAGACCAGCAACAAAACGUGGCUCCAGACACUAAUCUAACCAAUGUCACCAGUAGGAGAAAGCUCGGCGUUCGAUUUGAUGAUCAGCCUCGUCAGACGGAUCCAAUUGCGACUGAUCCUGGUUCAGAGCAGUUACCACAACAAAUCCCCAUCGGUUCCCACUAUCCACAACAUACCCUCGAGUACACACACUAUCCACAACAUACCCUCGAGUACACCCACUACCCACAACAUACCCUCGAGUACACCCAUCAUCCCCAUCAUCCACAACACAACCCUGUUCAACCUUACCCACCGUAUACAACCGUGGAACACGACCCAGCUACAGUGGUAAACGAAUGUUUGGGGGCCGUCGCAGCAACCAACGAUAAAUUGACCGCCAGUUUAGCAAGAAUAAGUCUUCCUAAAUGUCACCCCGAUAUAUUCUUCGGCGAUGCGACUAUGUUUCAUCCGUGGAAAGGCUCUUUCAAGGGUAUGAUUAGCGACUCUGAGAUAACCGCAGAACAAGAGAUGAACUAUUUGCACAUGUACACUAGGGGAGCACCACAGAAAUUGGUGAACAGUUUUCGCAAAAGACAAUAUGGCGACUCGAACAAGUUGUUGAAAGAACUCUGGGUGGAGCUAGAAAAUCGUUUUGGCAACGUAGCGAUCAUAACCAAUACACUACUGACGCGAUUGAAAGAGGCUGCAAAAUUCACUGACAGGGAUAAGAAAAGUCUGCAGGCGUUUUCAGAUCUGUGUAUCGAUGUGUCUUCCCAGAUUAAGCAACUUCCUGGACUUGCCUGUCUGAACUAUCCACACACCAUCCGACCAAUUUUAACUAGUUUGCCAACAUCUAUUCGUUCAAAAUGGGAGAAACGAGUUGUGGAGUUUGCUGAAAAAAACGCUGACACUUAUCCUGAUUUCCAUGCUUUCGCCAACAUGAUGAAAAGCCAAUCUUGCUUACGGAAUCAUCCUAACGUCACAGCCACAGAUAUGCCUGGAAAGUGGAAAGAGAAACCGAAAUUCGAAGACCACCAUACCAUCUUGAAGGGAGAAAUCGAAACGGAAGAACAGGAAGAUGUUACUAAACAUUGCGCCUUCCAUGACAGACAAGGACAUAAUCUAUCAGAAUGCAGAGCUUUCGAACGUAAGACUUUGCAAGAGAAGACGGACUGGUUGAGACAAGCUGGACGUUGCUUUCGAUGCCUGCAAUCAAAACACCUAGCUAGGGAAUGUAAAGCCAGCAUUAAGUGUAACAAAUGUGGAAGCAAGCGUCACUUAGAUAUACUUCAUAUGGAGAAGUUAAAGAAGAAAGACAACACGGAAGAAGAUAUAACAUCAGCCCGUACCAACGUCAAAUGCCAACCAAUAUCUAGAGUCUCCUGUAGCAAGAUUGUGUUACUCGAAGUUUUCCAACAAGAUGAACCUGAUCACGUUAUUAAA
This is a messenger RNA of Paramuricea clavata, 2208 nucleotides long. Lineage: Eukaryota; Metazoa; Cnidaria; Anthozoa; Malacalcyonacea; Plexauridae. The record is from the annotation of a GenBank genome assembly.